Messenger RNA from Fibroporia radiculosa, 141 nucleotides. RefSeq lists its product as uncharacterized. NCBI's taxonomy places the organism in Eukaryota, Fungi, Basidiomycota, Agaricomycetes, Polyporales, Fibroporiaceae. The coding region runs from base 1 to 141 and encodes 46 amino acids. The record is from RefSeq and is a predicted model, not a curated record. The transcript is spliced from 2 exons.
AUGUCCACCCACGGCCCCACACUCAUCAUCAACGCAUCAUACCGCGGUGACAGGCGAGGCGAUACACGCACCGCCGUCCUCUCGACUGCGCAAGACACUGCACCAUCCCUAGGCAUCGAAAAAUACACACUCGCGUCAUAG